AUGUUGGUAAAUUGUCUCAUACGUCAUUGCGUCAUUUUUGUACGUCAGAGAGCUAAGGUUGUUCAACAAUUAAUGGGUAGCUUACCUGAUUUUCGCACUGUGAAUUGUAGACCAUUCACACACUCUGGUGUGGACUACGCCGGUCCCUUCCAGAUUCGCUUUGCUCCAGGUAGAGGACAAAGGAGUUAUAAGGGUUACGUAGCUCUUUUUGUUUGUUGUGUAACCAGAGCUAUUCAUCUAGAGCUAGUAUCAGACUAUACUUCUCAGAGCUUCUUAUUGGCCUACAAGCGUUUUAUCGCGCGUAGAAGAAUACCUGCUCACAUUUACAGCGAUAAUGGUACCACCUUUCAAGGCGCUGAUCGAAUAUUAAGAGAAAACGCGGCUCAAUUACGUCGAGACCCGAAUCUUGUUAAUUUUUUAUCGGUCGAGGGAACUACGUGGCAUUUUAUUCCACCCGCCGCCUCUAACUUUGGUGGUCCUUGGGAAGCAGGGGUGAAACAUCUGAAACAUCAUUUACGUAGAGGUGUUGGAUCACAUACUUUAACGUUUGAAGAGUUCUUUACCACUUUAUCUCAAGUAGAAGCUUGCCUCAGUUCCAGACCAAUUGGAACACAUUCUGAAGAUCCCAAUUAUUCCUCUUAUAUCACUCCAGGGCAUUUUUGA
Belonocnema kinseyi is the source of this 663-nucleotide messenger RNA. RefSeq lists its product as uncharacterized. Gene Ontology annotation, molecular function: nucleic acid binding. The transcript has a single exon. Lineage: Eukaryota; Metazoa; Arthropoda; Insecta; Hymenoptera; Cynipidae. The coding region runs from base 1 to 663 and encodes 220 amino acids. Gene Ontology annotation, biological process: DNA integration. The record is from RefSeq and is a predicted model, not a curated record.